Messenger RNA from Nematocida parisii ERTm1, 663 nucleotides. RefSeq lists its product as uncharacterized. NCBI's taxonomy places the organism in Eukaryota, Fungi, Microsporidia. The transcript has a single exon. Bases 1 to 663 code for a protein of 220 amino acids. The record is from RefSeq and is a predicted model, not a curated record.
AUGGAUGUAAAAUAUAUUCUAAGCAAGAUAAUUAGAAUAGCAGCAAACACAUACAAAAGAGAUUCCACAUUCAAUGAAAAGUACCCAAUGCUAAAAAAUUUAGCAUAUAAUACAUUUAUAUCAUUAGUGGUAUAUCAUGCGUAUAUGGUUAAAGAAAUCAAUGAAGACGCGAUUAUUCAUAUGAUUGAUGAAUCUCUACGUUUAACUAAUAUAUCUAUGGAUGGUAUUGAAAUGGGUGCAUUAUUAUUACCGCAAGACAAACAGAAAACUGCAUUUUAUAAUAUGCUGGAUAAAAUGCACAUAUUUUCAACCCAUUCAAUUUCAUUUUUGGCAUGCAUAAGAAAUGACAUUUCAUGGGCAAUAAAUUUGCAGUCUUAUGGUGAGAAUAGCCAGAUUGAUGAAUCACAUUCUAUGCUUGCACUAAAAGAAUUAUGCCAAAUGAAUGAAUCAGGGGAAUAUUCAAAUCUUGAAAGAGCACUAGAUAUAAUAACAGCAAAUAUAGGCAAUUUUACAACAUACGACAACAACAAUAAUUUGCAAUCCAACAUACAGAAUCUUAAUUUAUCUGAUAAAGAUGUGCAUUUAUUACAGUUGUUCACAUCUUGUCGUAUAGAGUAUUUAUACAAUUUUUGUGGCUGUAAUGGACAGAUCUAUACAGAUUAA